Messenger RNA from Puntigrus tetrazona (Sumatra barb), 3488 nucleotides. RefSeq names its product sterile alpha motif domain-containing protein 9-like. The transcript is spliced from 3 exons. Gene Ontology annotation, molecular function: protein binding. Gene Ontology annotation, cellular component: cytoplasm. The record is from RefSeq and is a predicted model, not a curated record. Lineage: Eukaryota; Metazoa; Chordata; Actinopteri; Cypriniformes; Cyprinidae. The coding region runs from base 190 to 2859 and encodes 889 amino acids.
UAAACAAACAAUAACUUCAGGUUUAACCAGUUAAUGACCGAAUAGGGGGCAGGCCUUUCCCCCCAUUUUACAGCUAUAAAAUGGUAUGCGCUUCCUCUACCUGUCACCUACGCUUUGGUUCUUAACAGAAAGACUAAAUUAGGAAAAGUUCAUGCGUGGGGGAAACUUGUCACGGUCAAGGUGAUUACAAUGGAGCAUUAUACAGUUCCAAACAAACAAGGUGCACAGAUUCCACUCAAGACUGAAGUAAGAGAUAAACUUUCAUGCCUCGAUGUUGUUUGGGGAAAUAUGUUUGAAGGGGAGGAUAUUGAUCCUCAGCUCACCUUGGAGAAAGAAGCAGAGUUCUACAGAGGAGCCCCACCACAAUGGCUGAACUUCUACUGUGCUGAGAAAAACCGUACACCUUUUGUUAAGAGGGACAUAUACACAAAAAUAACGGAGGCUAUCCAAAAGAGAAGAGAAAUGAACCAUAGCAUUUCCAGCAUUAAUGUCUUUCAUCAACCAGGCAGUGGAGGUACCACACUGGCGAUGCAAGUUCUCUGGGACUUGAGGAAAAAGCUCAGAUGCGCACAAGUAAUUGAUUCAGUAUCAGAUUCAAAAGCAAUUGCACAACAAGUGAUACUUCUGUUUAAUGCGGGGUAUUCAGAAAACCAAAACACAGUCCUACUAUUUGUGGAUAACAAGGAGACAGAAGAAAACGACGAAAUGGAAUUUAACUCGCUGCAAGAAAAUUUGAUUCGAAAUAUAAAACAAAGCAACAUCAGCGCAAACAGUCCUGUGGUCAUCAUUUUGAACUGCCUUCGAAAAAAGUACAAAGCCGGAAAGGAGAAACUAAUGCUGUGUUCAAGUCUUUCGAAAGAAGAGCAGGACCGUUUCAACGCCAAGCACACAGAGGUUGUUCAGAGACAUGACGGACACGACACGUUUCAUGGCUUUAACAUAAUGCAGAGGAAUUUCAGCCAAUCUUACAUUACAAAGGCCUGCGAAUAUAUUAAACCUUUAAAGAGAAAAAGGAGACCUCGCAAUGCUCAAAUGCUGUCUUUUUUGGCUUUGGUUAACUCGUAUGUCCCAGGCUCAUUCCUCACUGAGUCUCUGUGCCUAGAGUUCUUGGAUAAGAAAAAUCGCAUUAUUGGCCGUCCCACUUUGGAAAAGCAAAUGAGGGCCUUUGCUGAUCUUCUGGUCAUAUAUUCAACGUGUGCCGGAGGGGCCAAAUCUAAGGACAGGUGCAUACGAAUGGCACAUCCGAUGAUCGCUGACGAGUGUCUGUCGUUGCUAACUGAUGCUGGUGUAACUUUGGGUGAUACAACUUUAAAAAUCCUCUCAGACUUGUGCCAUCAAACGGUCCAGCCUUACUUGGUGAAAAUAAUUAAACAGCUGCUAAAAAAGCGAGAAACGGAUCUGAAAGAAGUUGGCGAGAAUCAAGAAAAAGAAGAAAAACUUCCUUUCUCCAAACUUAUCCAAGAUAUUAAGGAGAAAGAAAAGAAAUCGGUAUGUGUGGGACUGCUCAGGCGCGCAGCUAAGAAGUUUCCACAGGAUCCAUUUAUUCCACAGGCUCUUGCACGUUUUUACUACAUUGUACUAAACGAUUAUGAAAGAGCUGCAUUCUGGGCAAAAACUGCUAUUGACAGAGAUCCAAAUAAUUCUUUUAUCAGAGACACACUUGGACAAGUUUACAAAAACCAACUGAAGAACCAAAGCCUGUCAACACCUUCUAGAAAGAUGUUACAGAUUACAAAGCAAGCAUUCAAAGCUUUUGAAGAAGAGGAGGAGACUGCAGAAAAGGAACUCGAACCAGGGAUGCAAGACAUCUGUGUGACUAACAUCUCUAAAGUUUUUAAUUACAGGGGGAUUUUUGGCUACAUACAGGUAGCAAAAACAAUUUUCUACAAGCUAGAAACUGUCAACCCAGAAUGGUCUAAAGUGCUCAGACGGGAAACAAAGUCUCACAGUUUAAUCCACUCCGAAAGGUGUGAAAAACACCAAUAUCUCCUCACAAGUUUAGGGCAAACAAUUGGGAAGAAAUGCAGUUUUUUGGAGACUUUUCUAAUAUACUCAAAGAAAAAGAUUGAUAAAGUUGAUCCACAGUACACUACAACAGACACUGUGGAGUGUUAUGAAAAAUAUAUAAAGAAUGAGAAACGAUUCUUUUGCAGGUCUUUUGCGGGUAUGCUUUCCACUUUAAGCCAUAUCACGAGCGUUUCUGACCUGGAACAAAUCACAGAACAAUGGAAAGAGAUUUAUAUGUGUUACCGAACUGAGAGGGAAGCUCAAAACUACAUCCUUGCCAACAUUAUCUUGAGUCAGAAGUCUGCAAACUCCGAAAUACUCCAAACAGUGCCAAAGCUCCAGGACAUAUUACAGAAACUUUGGGAGGGACAGAGCAAAGACAGAAGCCCAGAGUUUUACCUCUUGAUCCUUUUGUUGUUUUGGCCUGAUAGGGCAAAGAAAACAGGAAACACGCCAGAUCUUAAAGUGUGCGUCCAAUACAUGCGUGAAUCAUAUGAGAAAACCUAUCAGAAAUACCUUCGCUUUCGUUACCUUGUUCCUCUCUUCUUCCUUGGAAAUGGUGGAGGUUUGCAGAGACUGGUUCUCCAGACCGAGCUCACCAGUCUUCUUGAUGAAGAGCAUGAAAUUGAAGGUCUUCAGCGUAUCGAAGGGGAGAUCAGAAAUUAUAAGGUGUUUGCUUUGAGAGGCAGAGACCAAAUUGAAGUUUCACCUCACAAUCCAGCCAGUGUGUACAACACGGACCUGGUCUCCUUCUACCUUGGUUUUACCAUCAAAGGACCUGUUGCCUACAAAAUCAGAUAUGUUAAGAAUCCUGCUCAGUUUGUGGACAAACACAAGAAGAAUAUCAUUUAGCGUGUCAAGAAGGUGGAUUUUAUCAUAGAUGACCUUCUUCCACUGAUUGGCACCGAGCAAUACUCAACCAUCGUAACAGCUUCAACAAACAAUGAAAAAAUUAAAAGAAUAUACUCUGUUCUGUCAGCGGAUAUGAAAUAAAGGACAAAUUUUACCAGAGCCUUUUAAAGAAUGAGCAAGACCUUAUUCAAAAUUUGAAGACAUUAUAAAUUGAAUAUUUGGAAAGAAGAUUUCCAGUUAGUGUGUACUGUAAUGACGCAAUAUAAAUAGCUGUCUGAUUAUCAAAUAUUUGACAUCCAUCCAUCCAUUAUUAAUAAUUCUGUUUUUGAUUUUUAAUUUUCUUGUUUGCUCUACUCUACUUAACUAUCAGUCUAUUCUUUGCCUGGCAUGGACUGAUAAUACUUUGAAAGUUUAGCAGGUAAAGUUAUAAGCAUAGAUUCCAGGUAUGGGACACUGUUUAAUGGAUGUCUUUCAAUGUUUUUAGAAUGCUCUUUUGUGAUAAUUUAUUGACUACUUUAGUGUCUGAUUCUCUGUUAGCUGUUAAUUUACAAGAAUUGCAUAAAUUGAUCAGUUCCAUUUACUGUAAGAGUGCAUUUAUUCCAAUAAAAAUCAAUGUUCCUUAAACUCAA